Molecule: messenger RNA, 762 nt
Organism: Propithecus coquereli (Coquerel's sifaka)
Lineage: Eukaryota; Metazoa; Chordata; Mammalia; Primates; Indriidae
Gene: PMCH
Product: pro-melanin-concentrating hormone
Exons: 3
Coding region: 73-570 (165 amino acids)
Biological process (GO): behavior; chemical synaptic transmission
Molecular function (GO): melanin-concentrating hormone activity; type 1 melanin-concentrating hormone receptor binding
Source: RefSeq, a predicted model, not a curated record
AGCAGGUUGACUGAGACAUUUUUCUUCAUUUUACACAACCUUGUUUGACUCUAUGCGAACAUCGAACUAAGAAUGGCAAAAAUGAGUCGCUCUUCCUACAUACUAAUACUAACUUUUGCUUUGUUUUCUCAAGGUAUUUUACUUUCAGCCUCCAAGUCCAUAAGAAAUUUAGAAGAUGACAUGGUAUUUAAUACAUUUAGGCUGGGAAAAGCCUUUCAGAAGGAAGAUACUGCAGAAAAAUCAGUCGUUGCUCCUUCCCUGGAACAAUAUAAAAAUGAUGAGAACGGUUUCAUGAACAAUGAGGAAAACAAAAAUUCAAAGAACACAGGCUUCAAACACAAUUUCUUAAAUCAUGGUCUGCCACUGAAUCUAGCUAUAAAACCUUAUCUUGCACUAAAAGGAUCUGUAGCUUUCCCAGCUGAGAAUGGAGUUCAGAAUACUGAAUCAACACAAGAAAAGAGAGAAAUUGGGGAUGAAGAAAACUCAGCUAAAUUUCCCAUAGGAAGGAGAGAUUUUGACAUGCUCAGGUGUAUGCUGGGAAGAGUCUACCGACCUUGUUGGCAAGUUUGAUACCUGUUGGUCCACAUCAUCUUUCAAGAAGACAACAAAAGCAUUUAAUUGCCAGUGGGAGGAAAGCCCUUAAUGUUACUCUAACUUGUGUAUUAUUUUAAAUGUCUGUUUUAAAAGAAAGCAGUGUUAAGAUAUAUCAGUAACCUAAAUGAUAUGCUUUUCCUGUGCAUUAAACUUUGUGAAAAUCCUGCA